Rosa rugosa (rugosa rose) is the source of this 1731-nucleotide messenger RNA. RefSeq lists its product as uncharacterized. Gene Ontology annotation, molecular function: zinc ion binding. NCBI's taxonomy places the organism in Eukaryota, Viridiplantae, Streptophyta, Magnoliopsida, Rosales, Rosaceae. The transcript has 8 exons. The coding region runs from base 266 to 1042 and encodes 258 amino acids. The record is from RefSeq and is a predicted model, not a curated record.
AAUCAAAAUAAAGAAAAAAAAACCCAAAUUGUCAAUCACCUUCGGUCCCUUCAAAGUCCACCAUUUCCAGUUCGAUUCAUAAGAACCCUAGAAAUUCAAUUCAACAAAAUUAUCCAUCCAAUCAAUGCCUGCAUUGUUUCAGCCCCACGCCGAUCUUCGAGAAUUGCUAAAUUCCAGGUUUCUUAGUUCGGACUGAUAUGGUCUGUAGGAUCUAUAGCUCCGGCAAUGACUUUUUCUUUUUGUUCCUGACUCGACAUCCGUCGCCAUGCAAUUAGUAUUAAAUGAUGGUCGUGAGGAAGAUAAUUCGGAGUGUGAGCCCAUCUUAAGUCAGUCUGAAAAUGCACAAAGAUCAUCCGAAGCUUCGUCCUCGUGUGAAAUUACAGCUGUGCUAGGUGACAUUGCUGUUACUGAUGAAGAGUCGCAAAAUCUAGAUGUCAACGAGAGUUCUAAGUUGGUGAUUUCAGAGCAACCCCAAUGCCGUAUUUGUCUUGAUAAUGAAGGAGAAGACCUAAUUGCUCCAUGCCAUUGCAGAGGUACCCAGAAAUAUGUUCAUAGAUCAUGUCUUGAUAACUGGAGGUCCACAAAGGAGGGCUUCGCUUUUGCUCAUUGUACAGAAUGCAGGGAAGUAUUCAUAUUACGAGCUAAUGUACCUCCGGAUCGCUGGUGGUUGAGACUGAAAUUUCAGUUUCUUGUUGCUAGAGACCAUGCAUUCAUUUUUAUUAUCGUUCAACUGAUUGUGGCAUUCUUGGGAGUGAUGGUAUACAAGUUUUAUGGAGAGGAACUACGGGAAAUGUUUGGUUAUGAAGAACACCCAUAUGGGUUUUAUACUAUGGCUGUCUUAGCUAUUGUUUUGGUGGGUUUACUCUAUGGUUUCUUCAUAGCCAUAAUAUGUGGACAAAGAAUCAAUGAACGUCAUUAUCAUGUUCUUGCUAAACAAGAAUUGACAAAGGAAUAUGUUGUAGAGGACCGAGAAGAUAAUAAAAAUCCCCCUGAGCUAGACCCCAACCAUGUGACAGAGCUGAGAAUGUUGGGCCUUUAUUAGUUGGAAGUCUUCGUCCUGCUAGAUCAUCAUGGUUUUCUUUGCUGUGGCUUGAAUAUUUUUGAGUGCAAGAGUGGAAAGCUAUAUUUUCCUGUUGGCUUUCUUAGAUUGUUGGGACACCACUUUACAGACUCCUGUGACCUGUGGCAGCUCAACAAAUUAUCUGCAUCAAUUAUGGCAUCGUUAAAGCCAGGGACAACAGCUUCCCUCACGUAUUCUUCAGGAUCCUGCUUUUGCUAUGGCCAUGUUACUUUAUCUGUGGGCAUUUAGUGUAUUACCUCGGUAAUGAACCAGAAAAUCAGUCUCGUCUCCUCACCACGUAAAUCUGUACAUGGUUCUAAUCUCCAAGCAAUAUCCUCCCUUUCAAACUGAACAGCUAUAGCAAGAGUGUGGUUUGCUGCAUAGAAACUCUAUACCUGUACUAUUUAUUGUGAAUUCUUUCUAGUCAUCUGCCAUUAUAAUCGUGAAUAAGUAUUAAGUAUGCUCUGUCAGCAGAGCAGAAUACCAUGUUCAUAUGUUGCCUGCACGAGCUGUGUAUGUUUUUUCUUUGUUUUUGUUUUGUUUUGUUUUUUUCUUUUUCUGUAUAGAUUGAUAGCACUGAAUAAUGUAUCAAGAUCUUGUGCUUCCUGGCCGGAAACUGUUGUAAUUCAAUACCCAGUGAUUUAUAUGAAAUUCUUUCUGUUCUUUUUGCA